AUGCGCGUUCUAUGUGUCGCUGAAAAAAACUCAAUAGCUAAAAGCGUAGCAAACAUUUUGGGUGGAGGACAAGUGAAACGGAGAGACACGAAAAGCAAGUACAUAAAAAACUAUGAUUUUACGUUUGACUUUGGAGGGUAUAUUGGUACGGCGCAAGUUACAAUGACUUCCGUUUCAGGACAUCUGACAGAAGCUUCCUUUCCUUCCGAGUAUAACAGUUGGAGUUCUGUACCUCAGGACAUUCUCUUCGAUGCGCGAAUUAUAACCUCAGUUUCCAAAAAUGCUAAUGUUCUUGCUGAUAACAUAAAAAAAGAAGCGAGGAACGCAACGUAUUUGUAUAUUUGGACUGACUGUGAUCGAGAAGGAGAACAUAUAGGAAUGGAAAUUACAAACGUUGCAAGAAUCAGUAAUCCGCAAAUUCGUGUCAUUCGAGCAGACUUUAACAAUUUGGAAAGAAAACACAUCAUUCAGGCCUCAAAGCGACCAAGAGAGCUAUCCAAAGAUGCAGCGGAUGCAGUUUCAGCAAGGAUUGAGCUUGAUUUUCGUCUAGGUGCUAUUUUUACGCGUUUACAAACAUUACAAUUGCAGCGUGCUUUUGAAAUUCUUCAGAGCAAAGUUAUUAGCUAUGGACCAUGUCAAUUUCCUACAUUAGGGUUCGUUGUCGAUAGAUGGCAAAGAGUGGAAGAUUUUGUUCCUGAAAACUUUUGGUCCUUGAAGUUAGUUGACAAACGAGAACGGCAAACCGUAAACUUUACAUGGAAGAGAAAUCGUGUUUAUGAUAGAUUGGCCGCUAUUUUGUUUUUAGAACAUUGCUUGGACGCAAAAGUUGCUAAAGUUGUCAAAGUGAAUCAAAAGCCCACUCGACGAUAUAAACCGCUCCCCCUAUCAACCGUCGAACUCACAAAAAUGGGACCUAAAUUUCUUCGUAUUUCUUCUAAAAAAACUCUUGAGUUGGCCGAGAGCCUUUAUACAAAUGGAUUUGUCUCGUAUCCACGUACGGAAACUGAUCAAUUUGACUCCGGCAUGGACUUACAUGGAAUUAUCGGCAAACUAACGCCUAGCGAAGACUGGGGGACUUUUGCUCAAGGACUUUUAGAUGGAAAUUUUCGGAUUCCUAGAAAGGGAAAACAUAAUGAUCGAGCACAUCCUCCCAUUCAUCCGAUCAGUUUUGUUCAUCGUUCUGCCUUACAGAGCCAAGACCAUUGGAGAGUUUACGAACUCAUCACCAGAAGGUUUUUAGCAUGCUGCUCUGAAAAUGCUAUUGGAGCAGAGACGAUUAUCGAGCUUCAGAUGGGUGAUGAACUCUUUUCUCAAAAAGGCUUAAUUAUUUUAGAGCGGAAUUACCUAGAUGUUUAUCCUUAUGACAAAUGGACUGGAACUGGACAGCUUCCUGCUUACCAGGUCGGAGAGGAAAUAAUGCCUAACAUGCUCAACAUUAUUGAUAGCGUUACAACAUCACCUUCGUAUUUAACCGAACCAGAGCUCAUUGCACUAAUGGAUGUAAACGGAAUCGGUACAGACGCAACUAUGGCUGAUCAUAUCGAAAAAGUUCAAGAACGAGAAUAUGUAGUCAAGCGGAAAAAGCGUGGUGCAGCCACAGAGUUUGUCCCCAGCUCCCUCGGGAUUGCUUUAGCAAAAGGUUAUGAUGAAAUUGGGCUUGAAUGGAGUUUGACCAAACCAUUUUUAAGAAAAGAGAUGGAAGUCCAACUAAAGAAUAUUGAAACCGGACACUUGGAUCGAGAUGCACUGGUACAAAUGACACUUUCUCAGUUCCGGGACGUUUUCCAUUUGACCAAGCAAAGGUUCGAUUGUUUGAAAAACAGUUGCCGAUUAUACCUUAUUGAACUUAACGAAGGCUAA
Schizosaccharomyces osmophilus is the source of this 1860-nucleotide messenger RNA. It is a transcript of the gene top3, whose product is annotated as DNA topoisomerase III. The record is from RefSeq and is a predicted model, not a curated record. The transcript has 7 exons. Gene Ontology annotation, molecular function: DNA binding; DNA topoisomerase type I (single strand cut, ATP-independent) activity. Bases 1 to 1860 code for a protein of 619 amino acids. Gene Ontology annotation, biological process: DNA topological change. NCBI's taxonomy places the organism in Eukaryota, Fungi, Ascomycota, Schizosaccharomycetes, Schizosaccharomycetales, Schizosaccharomycetaceae. Gene Ontology annotation, cellular component: nucleus.